GCCAGAGGCGGGGCCUGACAGGAGCGGCAGCCUCCGCGGCCCCGGCCCCGCCGCCAUGAGCAGGCAUCUGCUUCCCCUCUCCGCCCUGGGCACCUUGGUGGGAGCAGCGGUGCUACUCAAGCUCUGGGCCGUGGUGGGAAAUGCAGAUCGUCUAACUGUGCCCGAUUCUCCCACUUAGGGAUAAUGUCACCGGUGGAAGCUGUCCCAGCAAGGCAACCAUUAAAGGAAAGACCGUAGUCAUAACGGGGGCAAAUACCGGCAUCGGGAAGGAAACAGCUUUGGAACUAGCCAAAAGAGGAGGCCGGAUCAUCAUGGCCUGUCGGGAUAUGGGUAAAUGCGAAGAAGCGGCCAAAGAAAUCCGAGGAGAAACCCUCAGUCACAACGUCUAUGCCCGAUACCUCGACCUCGCCUCCCUGAAAUCGGUCCGGGAAUUUGCAGAGAAGAUAAACCAAGAAGAGGAGCGGGUCGAUAUCCUGAUCAACAAUGCCGCUGUGAUGAGGUGUCCAUAUUGGAAGACUGAAGAUGGCUUCGAGAUGCAGUUCGGCGUCAACCACUUGGGUCACUUUCUUUUAACAAAUCUGCUACUGGAGAAAAUGAAAGAAUGCGAGAGCGCCCGGAUUAUUAACGUCUCUUCCUUGGCUCACAUAGCCGGAACAAUUGACUUUGAUGACCUAAACUGGGAGAAGAAGAAGUUUAACACCAAAGCAGCUUACUGCCAAAGUAAACUGGCCAAUGUGCUGUUUACACAGGAAUUGGCUAGGCAACUUGAAGGAACACGAGUGACCGCCAACUCCCUGCAUCCAGGGGUUGCCAAUACCGAACUGGGCAGGCACACGGGAAUGCACAACUCGAUGUUUUCCAGCGCCGUUCUAGGACCACUGUUCUGGCUGUUGGUGAAAAGUCCCCGGCUGGCCGCUCAGCCCAGCGUAUACCUCGCAGUGGCCGAGGAGCUGAAAGGAGUAUCGGGGAAGUAUUUUGAUUCAAUGAGAGAAAAAGAACCCGCUCCCCAAGCCCAAGAUGAAGAGGUGGCAAAGAGGCUCUGGGUGACGAGUGCUCAACUUGUUGGCCUGGAAGAGACUCCGUCCAGCUCCCGUGGGGGAAAAACUGCCAGCACGAAGCAGAAAUAGAGAUAAUGGAUCAUACCGAGAGACCGGAUAGACCAGGGCGCUUAGUACAGCCCAGUAAGCGCUCAGGAAAUAUCUUUGAGGGGUUGAUUAAGCCCCCCAUGGUACAAAAUAAUAAAGAGCUGUAAAUCUGAA
Ornithorhynchus anatinus (platypus) is the source of this 1259-nucleotide messenger RNA. It is a transcript of the gene RDH13, whose product is annotated as retinol dehydrogenase 13. Lineage: Eukaryota; Metazoa; Chordata; Mammalia; Monotremata; Ornithorhynchidae. The record is from RefSeq and is a predicted model, not a curated record. Bases 312 to 1127 code for a protein of 271 amino acids. The transcript is spliced from 7 exons.